Molecule: messenger RNA, 1396 nt
Organism: Batrachochytrium dendrobatidis JAM81
Lineage: Eukaryota; Fungi; Chytridiomycota; Chytridiomycetes; Rhizophydiales
Exons: 2
Coding region: 900-1304 (134 amino acids)
Source: RefSeq, a predicted model, not a curated record
UCAGCAGGAUCACUUCCAUUAACGAAUAUGUUAUAGGUCAUGUUGUUCAUGAGGUAGCGGAAACCAUAUGGUUCAUAAUCAGGCUUGAAGAAUUGGGGAAUAGCAUUGGCAAGGUAAAUAAUACCACCGGGGUUGCUACGGAUAUCCAACACGACGGCUUUGGUGUCCUUGAGCACAGUAGUGAGAAGGUCACGAAUAUUGCGAACAGCCUGGGGAACAGCAUCCUGACCGGUUUUGGGGUCUUUGGGUUCAAAAUCGUCCAACCGAAUUAUACCGAGAUUCUUGGUUUUUGGUUUCCAAAUGGCGUAUGAGACGGUAGUAACAUUCGCGGGGUGGAAAGCAAGGGCAGCAUCAGCUUUCUGAGGGAAAAUGGAAUUACGCGCCUCGGUAAAUUCCUCGUGGUUGAUCUGUUUGCCUUUGGGAAACUUUUUCUCACGGAUAGCAUCUAUUUGGAGCUGACGCUCAUAGUCGUGGUGAGUGGGCAUCAUAUGCGAAGGCAGAAUUGGAGUACCAGGAAGAGUAAUGUUGGUGAGCCCCUUGUACAUGUUACUGGAGAGUGUCCAGCAAGCAUUAUUAUGGCCCGACACAUAUGGAACUUUGACAGUAUAAAUACGGUUAUACUUUGCGCGCGCCUUGAACUGCAGAGUAAUGUGAUCAUUGGUGGGCAAACGGUUGAUUGAACCGUAAAUAGUUCCAAGGAAAUCAAGGGUAGUGCGUUGACCACCAAAAUCAUUGGCACCAUCGCCAGCCUUGAACUGAUUUUCGGUAAACCAUUCAACAAAAGAUUUUCCAUCAAUAGUGUGAAGUUCAUCACCAAGCUUGAUUUUGGCGUAGUCCUUGCCCAUCAAUUUAAGGAUGUCGGGAAUAGUGGUGAUGUCAGAAACAACCACUUUUGGUUUAUGGCGAAUAUCAGGAUCACCUUCAACAAGCUGAUAGCUAAGACCAGUGGUUGCAAAGAAACAGCGGUAGGGAGCGGGCUUGAAAAAACGAGUGUGCUGAUCACGAAUCAUGAUAAAGGCAUCGUUAAGCGAUUGCUGGAGCUCUUCGUCUGUGAUGCUGGCGAUUCUUUUACGCAGAUCUUUCAUGAUGGGAGUAGGGUCAGCGGCUUUGCCAUAAUUUUUGAUUUUGGAGUCACGACUUACCCAAACAUUCAAGAUGCUUUCAGCAUUGGACAAGACGACCUCACGCUGAGCCGGUGUAUUGGGCAUAAAUACAAACCUUCCAGCAUCUCGAUCAUCCUUGAUCAAGUUGAAUGUAGGAUAAACAGUGGCAGCACUCGAUACAGACGACGCAGCGGCAAGUAGAGCAACGAUUGCGGUGCAAAGCAUCAUAUAUAUGAAAAAUGUAGUUUAAAGUGUAGAGUUCUAUAAUUCACGGUCUUGUAAGUACUCUAAGU